AUUUAAUUUAGAUGUCAGCAUAGUCAACUGUGUGGAUACAUGUGUGUGUAAAGCGAGAGGAUCGGUUUCAAAGAAGACUUGAUUAGGGGCUUGUGUUGUGUUAUAGCUGCAAAAUGGCAAAUAACUGUCCUUCAAACCAGUCAGAAAUCAAAAGCAGUGAUGAAAAGAGCAGAGCUCAAGAACUUAAGGAAGAAGGAAACAAAUUGUUUAAAGCAGGUGAUCACCAGGGUGCCAUUAUAACAUACACAAAAGCUCUAAACUUGUGUCCAGAAAAAUGCCAAGAAAGGAUAGUGUGUUUGAAAAAUAGGGCAGCAGCCUUUUUGAAACUUGGACAGUAUGAGAAUGCUGUCAAAGAUGCUAAUGCAGUUUUGGAAGAAGAACCAUCAGAUGUAAAGGCAUUGUUUCGCCGAUCUCAAGCUUAUGAAGAACUUGGAAACUUUAAUGAAGCCUUUAAAGAUGCUUUAGCUGUCCAACACUUAGAGCCAAGAAACACUGCAAUACAGCCCGUUCUAAGAAGACUGAACAUUAAAUUGCAACAAAUUGCUAAAGAACAAUCUAGCACAAUAAACAAAGUGAAACAAAUGUUGGAUAUUCUGUUGAAACCUGAAGAGAAUAUAGAGAAGAAAGUGCAGGCAACUAACAAUCUUAUUGUUCUGGCUCGGGAAAAAUCAGGAGCACAUAUUAUUGCAUGUGAAAAAGGCAUCGAAAAGCUGGUCAAUGGAUUGAAAAUAACAAAAAACCUGGAGUUGUCCAUAGCAGUAAUUAGAGUACUAGGGGAGAUCUGCCGAAAUAAUGUAGACAGAACAGCCGAGGUUAUGGAUCAGUUGGACGUUCAGUAUUUAGUAAGAUGUUUUAACACGCACUCUUCUGAGUACUUGAAUGCCGUACAAUAUCUGACACAGUUAAUACUUAACUCCUUAUCAGGAAUGGACAUUAAAGAAGGCAAAAAACCUGAUAAAAACGUUAUGAAAAGUAACCAGUCCAGGAUUGACAGUGUUAUGGUAGCCCUUGUGAAAAGCUGUGCCAGUCAUGUGAUGUCGGCAAUAGGACGAGAUUCAUUAUUAGAACUUAUCAUGAAGAAUGUGGACGUAGAUGCCCUGAAUUGGGGACAGAAAUUUAUAGAAUCUGAAGGGAUUUGGGCACUCAUGGAAAUAGCCAGUGAGCUGAAAGAAAUAAAGUAUGAGAGUAGCAUGGAUAUCACAGAUACCACUCAAGCAAACAUUUCUGUCAUUAUGGAUAGGGUGUAUUGGUGCAUGGAUCAUGAUAAAGCACGAGAAGUUUACAGAGAAAAAGUAAUGGAGUAUGUUAACAAUAAACUGAGUGGUCCUGAUAUUGAGAAUAAAGUUAGAGUGACUGCUGCAAUUACAGCUCUUCUACAGGGUCCUUUAGAUGUUGGGAAUUACUGUCUUGGGCAGCAGGGAGUUAUGGAGAUGAUGUUAGCAAUGUGCAACUCAGAGGAUGAGGUGCAGCAGGGACUUUGCAAGCUUGGGUCUCUUGGAGGAACUGAUGCAGCUAUCAGGCCUUUUUCUGAUGGUUCAACACAAAAAUUAGCAAAGUCGUGCCGAAAAUUGCUUGUUAACCCUGCCAAAGACAAAGAUUUGAGAAAGUGGGCAGCAGAGGGCCUGGCAUAUCUCACAUUAGAUGCAGAAGUGAAAGAAGCUUUAAUUGAAGACCAAGUAUCUAUUCAAGCAUUAAUUGAGCUAGCUAAGACUGGGGAUCUUUCGGUUCUUUAUGGAGUGGUGACAACUCUUGUAAACUUAACCAACAGCUAUGAGAAACAAGAAAUGAUCCCAGAAAUGAUUGAAUUAGCAAAGUUUGCGAAGCAACAUGUCCCAGAAGACCAUUCCAAAGAUUCCAAGGAAUUUGUGGAUAAACGUGUAAAGGUCCUUGUAGAGUCAGGUAUCACCAGUGCUUUAGUAGCUCUUUCAAAAACGGAAAGUAAAAGCAGCAGAGAGCUUAUUGCCAGAGUGUUCAAUGCCAUGUGUGAACAAAAAGAGCUACGAGGAACUGUUGUUCAACAAGGUGGAGCCAAGAUAUUGUUGAACUUGGCACUUGAAGGAACAGAUAAAGGUAAAAUAUUUGCUGCCCAAGCUUUAGCACGCAUAGGAAUUACAAUAAACCCUGAAGUUGCUUUUCCCGGACAGCGAGCAGCAGAAGUUGUUCGACCUUUAAUGUCUCUCCUACAUCCAGAUUGCUCUGCACUGCAGAAUUUUGAAGGUCUAAUGACAAUAACCAAUCUAGCUCAAGUAAGCCCCAGUGUUAGGAGUCGUAUUCUGAAAGAUUCAGGAUUUUCUUGGAUUGAAAACUAUAUGUAUGAAGAACAUGAGAUGCUGAAACGUGCAGCUACACAGUGUAUAGUCAACUUAGUGACGUGUGAUGAGGUUAUUAAACAUUAUGAGGGAGAUAAUGACAGGGUCAAGUACCUUGUGCUUUUGUCUGAAGAUGAUGACUUUGAAACAGCUAAAGCUGCAUCAGGGGCUCUGGCUAUGAUAACUUCAUCCAGCACAACUGCUUGUAAGAAAGUGUUAGAGGCACGAUCUUGGCAUGAGAUUUUAUGUAAACUUGUUGCUAGCCAGGAUAAAGAUUUACAGCAUCGAGGUGUGUGUAUUGUCCACAAUAUGAUUCUAGCUGACCAAGAACUCGCUGAAAAGAUUGUGGAGACUAAUUUAUUAGAGGUACUAAUGGCUAUUGUUCGACCUGAAGUUGAUGAUGUUUCAGAGAAAGUCAAGGAUUAUGCUCGUGUUGCUUUGAAAAAAGCAGAAGAUUAUAAAUUGAUUAUGUCAACUGAAAAAGUUAGAAUUUCUGAAUCAAAAGAUGAAGAAUAAAAGCCAAU
Limulus polyphemus (Atlantic horseshoe crab) is the source of this 2833-nucleotide messenger RNA. RefSeq names its product protein unc-45 homolog B-like (gene unc-45). Gene Ontology annotation, molecular function: Hsp90 protein binding. NCBI's taxonomy places the organism in Eukaryota, Metazoa, Arthropoda, Merostomata, Xiphosura, Limulidae. The coding region runs from base 114 to 2825 and encodes 903 amino acids. The transcript has 20 exons. The record is from RefSeq and is a predicted model, not a curated record.